GAUAAGAGAGCCGAUAUUUUUGAGCGCGUUAGUUGUAUCGCAUAACCGCAAUAAGUGGGUACAAGAAAUAAAUAAAAUUAGUGUCUGUCGUCGGAAAAAAAAAAACAAUCAAAUGGAAUUCAAUAAAGUAUAAGGAUUAAAAAUAAUGUCAGAUAGAAUUAAAUCUCCUAUCAAAAUUUACAGGUUCUGGCAAAAUGCUAGUGUCAGCCGUAGGUGUGAACUCUCAAGCUGGUAUCAUCUUCACGCUCCUGGGCGCUGCUGUGGAGAACCAGGACAAGCAGAUCAAGCAGAUGAAGAAAGGUCAGUGCCUCCACAUACCACCGGUUGAGGUAGCGUUAGACUGUCCCCAUAGACGGAAGGCGCUUUUUCUGAUUUAAGUGGGCUGUACCCUUGUAAGUGGGUUGUACCUUUGGAGUUAUUUUGUACCUUGAGUUUGUUUUGGUAAAAUCCGCUCUAACUUGCGUAAAGAACAUUUACUUUACCAUAUUAAAGCUUUUAACUCGUAUAAAAAGAAGUUAAGUAAUUGACAUGGAAAUUGUACUGAACUUGAUUUUAAAAUGCAUCCCUUUUAUCAAAACACGUGUAAGCCUCAGCAUAACGUGU
This is a messenger RNA of Ostrinia furnacalis (Asian corn borer), 603 nucleotides long. RefSeq names its product plasma membrane calcium-transporting ATPase 2-like. The coding region runs from base 195 to 377 and encodes 60 amino acids. The transcript has a single exon. Lineage: Eukaryota; Metazoa; Arthropoda; Insecta; Lepidoptera; Crambidae. The record is from RefSeq and is a predicted model, not a curated record.